CAAGAUUACCUCCCUAUUUCCUUUCAGUUAAAAUGAGGAGUUAUUUAAACUUAGAAUCACCAGAAUCAUGGUCACUUGAUUCUUUUGGUAAAUGGUGUUUAGAUAAAGAAAAUUUUAAUGGUGAAAAAUCGAAAAUAAUUGGUUACAUGAGAAAGGAACUUGAGGUUACAUCUGAUAAUUUAUUUCUUGAUCAAGAUGUGUGUGCUAAGGCGGCUUUACUUCUUGAUGAUUUAAAGUUAACAUUAGAUAUGUUGGAAUGGAAAAAAACCAAAACAAAACAAGGUUUUUUCUUAGUACCAAAAGUAGAGGCAAACAAAAGAAAAUUGGAGCAGAUUGAAAGUAUAAAAUCAUUACAAAUGGCAAAAAAGUCUCUUCAGGAGAAAAAGGCUGAGGUCCGGAUCCACAAGUGUCAUACUGAAUUGGCAGUAAAAAUUUAUAAACAGCAGUCAACCACAGCAAUAUUCCUAGGACAAUCAAUAUCUGAUAAAUUCAUUCAUGGUCAAGUUGAAAAUAUUAAUGUAUCAACUAAACAUUCAUCCAAAUCAACACAGCCUAUUGUGAUAGAAAAUGAAAAUUUGAAU
Molecule: messenger RNA, 581 nt
Organism: Entrophospora candida
Lineage: Eukaryota; Fungi; Glomeromycota; Glomeromycetes; Entrophosporales; Entrophosporaceae
Source: the annotation of a GenBank genome assembly